CUGAAAAAGGCAGAAACCUACAGUAUCUGCUGCAGGAGGCGGAGAAAACGGCUAGAUCCCAGGGAGAAAGCUUGGACCAUGGAUGCAGGGGCAGCCCCGAGGUUCAGAGGAAAAGUGUAGCAUCGCGGAAAACAAGGAACUGGAGGGCAGGAUGCAGCACUAGGGGGACAAGAUUACGGAGAAGUGUGGGAGGGCUAACUGUUGGUGCUUGGAUUGCCGGAGGAAGGGUGCGGGGGCAAGAUUAGUAGUAAUGCUCGAUGCUUAAGGGGAAGAUCUGAGCCAGCUAAGGACCGGAGGGGAAAGAAGCAAGGCUGAAGAUCUGGGUUAAGGGCAAGGAGAUGAAACAAAAAAGACAGGAAACAGUUCGGAGCCGGACAGUUCAGGAAGCAUGUGGCUAGAAUUCAGGGGACAGAGUUGUUAGAUUUACCCCCAACCCCCAGGCACUGUUUAAGUUACUGAAAGCAGCAUAACAGACUUCCUGCUUGGUAUCCUGUUUUGUUGUGUUUCACUCCUUCUCUGAAAGAAAGUGGGGAACUUAUCUUGGGGUCACCAUCCUUCUAAAAGAAGGUCACUUGCAAGGGUAAGAAGAAGGCCUCCCCUUUUGUAAAUCAGCGGCUCAGGAAAAGGUCUAGGGUGUUGCGGAGGCCUUCUCCAUCCAAGGGCUAUGGAACGGGUAGAGGUGAUCAACAUCCAGCGCCUUCUGGAGGCAGCUGAAUAUCUGGACCGCAGAGAGAGAGAGUGUGAACAUGGUUAUGCCUCAACCUUCCCUUCCAUGCCGAACCUUGGACUGCAGGACCCAAAGCCACCGCAGAGGCUGAGCCGGGCGAGGAAGCAUAGCAGUGGAGGGAGCAGUACAGGCACUGCUAACAGGUCUACACACAAUGAGUUAGAGAAGAACCGACGAGCUCAUCUCCGCUUGUGCCUAGAACGUUUAAAAGUUCUGAUACCACUAGGACCCGACUGCACCAGACACACGACCCUUGGGCUGCUCAACAAGGCCAAAGCACAUAUCAAGAAACUUGAAGAUGCUGACAGGAGAAGCCAGCAUCAGCUUGACAACUUGGAAAGAGAGCAAAGGUUCUUAAAGCGAAGACUGGAGCAGCUGCAGGGCUCUCAGGAGAUAGAACGAAUACGAAUGGACAGCACUGGAUCUACCAUUUCCUCAGAUCGCUCUGAUUCAGAGUGGGAAGAAAUUGAAGUGGAUGUGGAAAGCACAGAGUUCUCCCAUGGAGAUGUGGAUGAUAUCAGCACAACCAGUACGAGUGACAUUGAUGACCACAGCAGUUUGCAGAGUGUUGGGAGUGAUGAGGGUUACUCCAGCGCUAGUGUCAAGCUCUCCUUCACUUCCUAGAGCGUGGUGCUAGGGCAGAGCAGAUGAUUUCUUUGGGGCAAUUGAAGUUCUCAUGGCAGGGCUAUGAUACAGUGUUUUUCUUCUCCAAACCACACAUCAACAGCUAAGCUUGGAAAGAUGCAUCUCUAGAACAGCUCCAUGGGCCAACAGGAGGGCGGGAAUCCAACUGGGGAAUCAACCACUCUCCAAACUGUCAUAGCCCCAAAUCCUGACUUAGCACUGAAUCCUUAGCUAUUUUGAAGUCUGAGACAUCACUCCAGUAGUCUUCAGUUGGACUGAGUUGGCUUCAGCUGGACUGCCCCUGUAUAGUGGAAGGUUUUGCUCAGAGAUUAUUUGAUUGGAAAGAGGGUCUUGGUAAUUCAGACUCUGAUUCUUUCAUAAUUUGUCACAUCUCCUGAAAAGUGACCAUUUUUCACCCCUUCCCCAUAUCCAGACUUAACAAGCUUGUUAAGACCCUUUGUGGUGCUAAUAAAACAAAAGUCUGUCCAGUAUACAUGGUAAUAAUUUAGCAUACAUGGGAUAUCCAUGUAUAUGUCCCAAGCUAUGGGACAAAGUAGGUAAAGUGAAUUUAUUGCAUCAGCCUCUCCUGAUGAGUUUGCACAAUACUCUGAACUUCAAAUCUCCAUUGUUAGGCUUCUAAAAAUUCCAGCAUUCAUCUUAAAGCAGAUUUUUUUUUCUUAAAUUGAACAAGAGAACUAUGAAGUCAGACAGUUUGUGUACUCUCACCAGCAGAAGUUAGUCCAGACAUGGCUUUCUACCCACUGGGUUUCUCUAGCCAGCUUUGAUCAUUGUUACCUAAGAAUAAUAAAAGUAAUAGUGAGAAGCUCUGCUCAUGCCCUGUGAAAGAGAGGUGAUGCAAAUCUGGAAGCAAUUCUCAUUCAGCUCAAUUUUCUGCUGGACAUUGUUUCGAAGCAAGAGCUUGUGCCGCAGAGUUUAGUGCUAGGGUUCCAAGCUGUAAUUUAACAGCACACAGUGCAACUGCUGUCUGGAUUCAGUGGCUGCCGAUAUAACUCUUGACACAGAAUGUGAUGGUCCCAUCACAGAGAGUAAAAGGCAGACAGAUGAGCCUGUAAAAGGAAUGAUGUUCAGAAAAGGCACAGCCUCCGUUCUGAGCCACAAAGACUUUUUUUUCUUUUGCAAAUUAUUUUGAUAAAUGUUUGUAAAAGUGUUCAGGUGACACAACUUACAUGCAACGAUGUCUUUUUAGAACUCAUAGGCAUGAUUCUGCAAAUGUCUUUUUAUAAUUGACGCCAAUGGAAAGGGACCUGCUUUUCCUGCUGCCAAGCACAAAAGGAACAGGAACUCUCCUUGGGUUUUAUGGCUCUUCCUUUGAUUUCCUUUUUGGAAUCUCUUUGCAAACUUUGCCACCUGGAUCCUUAUCCUAGUCACAGAGAUUCAUAGUUAACAUAGCACAUCUCUCAUUGGUAACAGCAUAGUUCUCCAGGGAAGGCCUACAGUUCAUACCUGUGCAGAAACUGUUGCUCUUAACAAAAUAAUAUUGUAUCCAAUGUUUUAUCUUUUUUUUCUUUUGAGAUCAGCUUUCUAACCUGCACUUUGAGGUCUUCUUUGCUUUUCUUUAAGCUUUUUAUUCACAAGGAUUCUUAUUGUUCCUUUUUCAAGUUUUAAACUUUGUUCCUUUUUUUUAAGAAAAAGAGACUUCAUUUAUGACACUUGUUGGACUUUGUUCACCUUCUAAGUAAUUUGCCUACCCCUAAUUACUAAAGAAAAAAGAGAGAAAAAUAAGAAAAAAAUGCUUUAUAAAACUCAUAACUUAUUGCUGAUUAUAAUUAAUGGGUUGUUAAUUUCAGUCCUGUAGAUUUAAUUUUAUUAAUUUUAGAUAGGGCUGGCAACAACAAAAAAGACAAAAUUUAAAAAAAAACAAAGUAACCUCAUUUAGCAGUGCAGUGGAAUUGUGUUUAAAUGUUAGCAAUGGUUCUGCUUAAUAGUAGCACUUUAACACCAUUAAACAUUUCUGUAUCUGAAAUGCACUGUGUUCUGCCAUCUUGGUCACUCAUGAGACUUUAGAAUACCCAUGUUUGUUGUGCCUGGGUUUUUUUUUAUAAACUUGUUGGCCAUGUGAUUAGAUACCCCCCCAUGACUUAAUCAUGUAGAUUUUGUCUUAAUACAGAUAUGCUGUGUGUGUGUAUUUAUACCCAUGUUAUUCAUUUCACUCCAAAGCUAUUAUUGUGUCAUAUACUAUACAAGACACAAAUUUUAGAACCUGUGUCAUGAAAUAGAAACAUAAUGCCACAGGGUUAUAGUAUGUUUAAAGCAGGGGAUUUACUUUUUUUCCUGUUUAUUAAAGCGUGGAUCCAAUUGUUUAUCCUUA
Messenger RNA from Sphaerodactylus townsendi, 3680 nucleotides. It is a transcript of the gene MXI1, whose product is annotated as MAX interactor 1, dimerization protein. NCBI's taxonomy places the organism in Eukaryota, Metazoa, Chordata, Lepidosauria, Squamata, Sphaerodactylidae. Gene Ontology annotation, molecular function: RNA polymerase II cis-regulatory region sequence-specific DNA binding; DNA-binding transcription factor activity, RNA polymerase II-specific; protein dimerization activity. The transcript is spliced from 6 exons. The coding region runs from base 665 to 1351 and encodes 228 amino acids. Gene Ontology annotation, biological process: regulation of transcription by RNA polymerase II. The record is from RefSeq and is a predicted model, not a curated record.